AUGGUCCUCUUGAAAGGACAACUUGAACCUACAGUGGUACAUCGUGCUCAGUUCAAGUCUCGGCCGAGCGUCAUCAGCAUCGAUAGAGGUGUGAUCGAAAUUACAACAGAGCCUUCCCCGCCUACCAGCCCCGAAUCCAGUUCCAACAGUGGGAAAUCGUCCAUUCCACGGCCCGGAGAAUCUACUGGAAAGACUUCUCUCGACUCAAAAUUCUCAUCAAAGUCCAAAGGUGUAUCACAACACUCUUCUGAGAACAAAAAGGUGGUGUCCAAGCAGGCAACUGGGGAAGGAGGUUCGAACGAAAACACCCUUGCACCAAUCGCUGAAGUAGAGUGUGUAGAAACGCCCGAGCCUGUUCCAACUGUGGUCACAAUUGAAAAGGCUGCUUCAGCUAAAGUGUUUUUCGAAUGCUAUUAUAACAGCCUCACAUCUGUUCAAUUGACCCCUCGCUCCUUGCGCCGUCGCCAGCUGGAAGGUGCCCUUUACCAAGAUUCAACCUUGCCUCAGACCGAGAAAGACGAAAGACGCCGAACUUGGGCGAAGGACGAAACGGAUCAUCUUCGAGAAACUCGUGUCAUGAAAGCACGAUCUGGUAAUAUAAUGAAGGGGAAAGAUAGCCUUGCGUCCAAGUACGAGGUCGUUAAAGUCCUGGGGAAGGGAAGCUUUGGUGUUGUCCGUCUGGUCAGAGAGAACAAUAGAUCUCCUCAAGAGCCCAAACUGAAGAAACAAAUCUACGCCAUGAAGGUCAUUCGUAAGUCUGACAUGCUCCGAAACAGUCAAGAAGGACAUCUUCGGGCCGAGCGUGACUUUCUCGUUUCUGCAGAGGGAUCUCGAUGGGUCGUCCCACUGAUUACAAGUUUCCAAGACUCAAAUAACCUUUACCUGAUCAUGGACUACAUGCCUGGUGGGGACUUCCUUGGUCUGCUGAUCCGCGAUAACAUACUCACGGAGCCUGUUACAAAGUGGUACAUUGCCGAAAUGAUUCUGUGCAUCGAAGAAGCCCACGCACUCCGCUGGAUCCAUCGAGAUGUUAAACCAGAUAACUUUCUCAUCUCUGCUUCAGGACAUUUGAAAAUUUCAGACUUUGGUCUUGCUUUCGAUGGACAUUGGUCUCACGACCAAGCUUAUUACAACAAUCACCGAUACUCGCUGCUCACGAAGCUAGGCAUCAACGUUGAAGGCGAUUCCAUUGACAAAAAAGAGGGCCGUAAUGUAGCUGCGGCUAUGAAGAUAGCCCAUGUGAUGAUGGGUGGAAAAGAGCGCCACGAGAUCAACACUUCAAACGGUUCCGACUGCGACUCAAUUUUGAAUUGGCGCAAUCGAUACGGCAACAGAACUCUUGCACGAUCGGUCGUGGGCACCAGCCAGUAUAUGGCACCGGAAGUGGUCAGAGGAGAAUUGUAUGAUGCUCGUAGCGAUUGGUGGAGUGUGGCGGUCAUUUUAUAUGAAUGUUUGUAUGGCCACACACCAUUCUUGGCUGAAGAAGGUGGAAGACAACAGACAAAGAUUAAUAUUCUCAAUCACAAGACGACCUUCAGCUUUCCCAAUAAACCAUUGGUCAGCAAGAGAUGCCAGGACCUCAUCCGAAGUAUCAUCCAGGAGAAAGAUCAUCGUCUUUGCUCCAAACGAUACAAAGUAAACAAUCACCCCUCCAGCACUCAUCAAAACCAAGACUAUGCCGGUCGCUAUGUUUAUCCGAACGAUGCCGAAGAUAUCAAGAGUCAUAAGUGGUUCCGAGAUGUGCAAUGGGACCGCUUGCAUACCAUGACACCGCCUUUCGUUCCGAACAUUAAAUCAAUGGAUGAUACGCAUUACUUCGACGAAGAAGAUCCUAUCUCCGACUUCUCUGAGUCCACCUCCGGACCUCCACCGACCGCGGAGGAGAUUGCUGAAGCGUUGAAACCAUUUCCCCAGGAGAUUCAAACUAUUGCCAAAGGCUUCAUUGAACGCCCCCACAAUUCCGUGAAGUUGAAGAAAGUUGAAAGAGAGAUUGACGCAUUUUCAAUGUGCGAGGAGCAAAAAGAAUACUUGAAAGGCUUCGUCAAACAUUAUGGACGCAAAGAAAAGAAGAGGCCUAGAGACCGAUUGCUGCGGGACAAGGACACCGCCCCGAAAGUCUUGGAGUUGAGAAAGAAAGGGGCUUUUCUCGGGUAUACAUAUCGAAGAUACCGGCCUCGCAGACAAAGUAUGAGCAGGUCUAGUUCCAGCAGACAGAGCAGUGUAGUAGUUGGAAGUGGAGCAGCCAAGCGGCCUGUCUGGCCUCGACCUAGAUUGAGCAUUCAUUAA
Molecule: messenger RNA, 2286 nt
Organism: Hyaloscypha bicolor E
Lineage: Eukaryota; Fungi; Ascomycota; Leotiomycetes; Helotiales; Hyaloscyphaceae
Product: kinase-like protein
Exons: 6
Coding region: 1-2286 (761 amino acids)
Biological process (GO): intracellular signal transduction; peptidyl-serine phosphorylation
Molecular function (GO): protein serine/threonine kinase activity; ATP binding
Source: RefSeq, a predicted model, not a curated record